This is a messenger RNA of Salvelinus namaycush (lake trout), 1785 nucleotides long. Its product is annotated as F-actin-uncapping protein LRRC16A-like. Gene Ontology annotation, biological process: negative regulation of double-strand break repair via homologous recombination. The transcript has 8 exons. Lineage: Eukaryota; Metazoa; Chordata; Actinopteri; Salmoniformes; Salmonidae. The coding region runs from base 35 to 1447 and encodes 470 amino acids. Gene Ontology annotation, cellular component: chromatin. The record is from RefSeq and is a predicted model, not a curated record.
UCCCAGGUCCAAGAGGAAAAGCAUCCACAGCAGAAUGCUCCGUCCAGUGUCUCGAGCCUUCGAGAUGGAGUUUGACCUUGACAAGGCCCUGGAAGAUGUUCCUAUCCACACAGAGGACCCUCCUGCUCCUACCCUCUCUAGGUUAGAGAAGAGAGGGGCCAUGGGAGAACUGCCCUCAGACGAGGCCAAGAAGCUGCAGCACUUCACCAAACUACGGCCUCGCAGGAACAAGAAGAUGCAGUCCAGUAAGAUACCGCAGAUCAGCAGCACCACGUCUCAGGACGGAGAGCAGAACGGCCUGCAUGGAAGGGUUGAUGAGGGGGUGGACGAGUUCUUCUCCAAGAAAGUCACCAAGAUGUACUCCAGACGUUCCCUAAAGACUUCAGACUCCCAGGAUGGGGAGAAGAAGAAGAGUAAAGGAGGUUUCCUCAACCUCAUCAAGUCUCGCACCUCCAAGUCUUCAGACAAAGACAAGUCAGAGAAGUCUACUCCAGCUCCAGCCCUAACCCCAGCUCCAGUAACCACCGUCCCCGAGGGGCCUUCCUCCCCUAAGACCUCCCUGAAGAGCCAAGCUCCAGAACCACCAACCAAGGUCAAGGAGGCCAAGACCCAGCCCACUCAUCCCAGCCAGAUCACCCAACCUUUGGACUGCAGCAGCAGCUCAGAGCGGUCUGAGGAGCUACGGACCCCAGACUCCAUGGAUGAGGUGUCAGAGGGGGACAGUAAGGGUAGUCCCCAGGGAGGGAGGCGCUACGGGGUGCAGGUGAUGGGGACUGGACUCCUGGCGGAGAUGAAGGCCAAGCAGGAGAGACGGACCUUCGGAUCACAUAAGGACCAGUACGACCAGUCGUCCAGUCCGGACAGCAGUGGCAGCGUGAAGGGCCAGCCUAUCCCAACAGAGAGCAGGUCUCCGGGUGUCUCCAAGGCAGAGGGGGUGGUGGUCGUCGGCUCCCCAGAGAAGAGCCCUCGUGGUGGGGAGGCCAAACCAGAGACGGUCCCUAGGAACCGCAUUACCUCCAGUUCCAGUCCUAAGCCCCCUCUUCAGGGCACCAAGCCAGCCCUCGCUGCCCGACCCUCCAUCCUUCAGAAGCCGCGCACCAGCAGUAGCAGGAGCAUAGAUGAGGUCUGUGACUCCCCUGGAGGGAACGUGUCUCCCAAGGGGGCAAUGCUGCCUUACAGCCUGAAGAGGGUCCCCUUGGACAAGGACAGGGAGGGACAGGGCAGUCCUCUACUGGGGGGCACGGGGAGCAACCCCUCUGCUCAGGCAGCAGUGAAACCAGGCUCAGUGUCAGACCCUGCCAAACGCCAGAGUCCCCACCGCCACAACUCUGAGGACAACGGCUCCAAACCCAAGGACCAAUCCCCCAACCCUGACAGAGACAAGGGACCGGGGAGAAAGUCUUCCCAAUCUGGAGAAGAGGCUGACAAAGACUUUAUUUUUAUAUGAGAAACUAAACCCUCAAUGAAUGACAGGUGCAUGGUACCUGCCUGUCAUCUCAAUAUAUCUGUUAUCAGGAAUCAGAAAGCAAAGACCCCAUGUCUCAAGAAGACUGUCGGGCAGAGUAACCCAUGUGAAGUGUUUCCCUUUGAUAGUACACGUUCACUAAUCUCAGUAAUACCAAGAUAAAUACGGCUAAAGCACUGUUAUGAUGAUGAUGCACUGUUGUGUGUUAAGUCACUGUGGAAAAUAAACAACACCUUUUCUGAAGGGGGAAGGAGAGGGACAUCCCUUUACAUGACUCAGAUAUCUCAUGGCUUGGCCAUGUGUGUUCUAUGUCAUCAUGG